CAGCACCUGGAACAUGGAACGCAUGCGGCAUGACGACGGCUGUAAAGUACAAUGCCUCCAAUAUGUAUUUCUGUCUUUGUCUUUACUUGUGGAGGUUUAAAACAUAAUACUGAAUAUAAUACAACACAACAACAGUAUGGACCUGAAAAGUAUGAAAAUCUAUCAUACUGUAGCAGGAUGACGGAGCAAAGAGGAUAAAAAAAUAUAUAAUGUGUUGUAGACGGGAUACACUUGAGCUGAAUUAGAUGCUUGUAUUGGAGAUUGACAAUUCGUGGACUAGAGAGAUGAGGUCAUGAGUUGGGUGUAUUGCCAUCGAACGAAUAGGAGUAUGUGGGAGGAUGCGCGGUUUUUCAUGCGUGGGUGCUGGGUCUUGGGGUUGUUGUUGGUAUAGUACAAGCAGUAAGCACUGGUGUUCAUCAUAACACGUAAAAUAUACGGUGCCGCUUUACUUGCUUGGUUGGGAGCUUUGCUGAUGAUUGAACUCAAGCUAAUUUAAACUUCUUUGCCUCGGUAUAUAGGUCAAUUACUUCAUUAAACAAGACUGCACUCCAUAUAUCUAUGCGUUUUAAUAAUUUAACACGUGAACUAGACUCAAUCUAAUGCGCAAUAUAUAAAAAAAACACAAAUUUAUAUGGAUUAUGAUUUGGGACCAGAUAAAUUACUUAGUGUCUUAUUGUACUGAAUGUAAUUGUUGUAAGAUAAAUUUACGGUGUAAUGUCGGGUAAUUAUAAAUUUUAUAAUAUUUACGAUUUUUAUAUCAUUGAUACUAAGAAUGGGUGGUCAUCACUCAAGAAGUCUACCUACGCCUGGCGAGGAAGUAAACUUCAAUCACUUCCAAGUGCUUCGCGCAAUUGGAAAAGGAAGUUUCGGCAAAGUUUGUAUUGUAGAAAAAGGCGAACGUAGCGGAAAAAUGUAUGCUAUGAAAUACGUACAUAAAAUUGAAUGUGCGAGUAGAGGGGCUUUAAAAAACGUAACAAGAGAAGUUGAGAUAAUGUCAAAAUUAGAGCAUCCAUUUUUAGUCAAUCUUUGGUUUAGUUUUCAAGACGAAGAAGAUUUAUUUAUGGUAACGGAUCUUUUACUUGGCGGUGAUUUGCGGUAUCACAUCCAACAGCAAGUUCAGUUUUCCGAAGAAAGUGUCAUUCUGUUCAUAGCGGAGAUAGCUCUGGCACUGGACUAUUUGAAGAGCAAACGAAUCAUCCACAGGGACAUUAAACCUGAUAAUAUCCUGUUGGAUGAGGAAGGACAUGCGCACGUGACAGACUUCAACGUCGCGACGAUGCUCGAGGACGAUCAGUUGGCGACAUCGAUAUCAGGAACAAAGCCCUACAUAGCUCCAGAAAUCUACAUGUGCUCGUGUGAAGUCCACGGAGUCUUCCAACCAGGUUACGGGUAUUCAGUCGACUGGUGGAGCCUUGGGAUUCUAGCCUGGGAGACACUUGAAGGCGUUCGUCCAUUUCCUAUUCACGCGGGCACCAGCUACAAAGAAGCGCUUCGGAUACUGCAGGAUUGCAAACCAGUUCAACCGACAGAAUGGAGCCAACCAAUGUCAGAAUUACUCAAUAGUCUACUUACACUCGAUCCAAAUCAACGUCUCACCACUCUUUGUCAAUUGAAACAACUUGAAAUAAUGAAUAAUUUAGAUUUUGAUCAGAUAUACCUCAAAAAAUUAAAACCUAAAUUUACACCGUCCAAAAAUCACUUGAAUUGCGACCCCACAUUUGAGUUGGAAGAAAUGAUAAUCGAAGCACGACCACUUCAUAAAAAAAAAAAACGUCUUGCUAAACAAAGAUCGUUACGUAGUCAAGAAUUAGCGGACCAGAUUGAAUCCCCGGCUAUGAUGGCUAAUGGACCAACCUCGAGUAUUUUCACUCAGGAUCCUACGGGUCUUGUUUUUAUCCCGGAUUUUCCGGUUUACAAUAGAGAACGUGAACUGGAACAACGACUAAGAGAAGAGAAAGAAAAACAGUGGGAGGAGGAACUACGCAUUGCCAUGGCUGAGAGUGAAAAGAAACUUCACCUCAGCAGAAUUCCUAGCGAUCGUGAUAAACAGCGAUCACACAAUCAACACUUAAGAAAUAGCAGUCGUUUAAGUAUCUCCUCAUCCAACAUUCACUCACGUUCUGAACGUGCCUCGUUACGCUCGAAUAAAAGAUCCGGCAUCGCAACUUCUUUAGAUAUUGAUUUUAUCGAUUCAGGUCCUGAAACGUCUACCUCUUAACAUUCAAACCAAAAAAAAAAUUGUCAAAUUUUUUAAAUUAUUCAGUCUGAUUUUACAAAUAUUUAUUGAUAUAUAAAUAUAUAUAUAUAUAUAUAUAUAUAGAUAUAUAUACACUAGGGUGCUUCAUUUGAAACUAACAUUUUUUUUUUAGCCGACACAAGAAAAUUUUGUUGUUUAUGUUGAGUGAAAAAUUUCCUGAAAAUUUCAGCUCUUAAUUUUAAUUUUAAAUACUUUCUAUCGAGCAUCAAAGUUUUCCCAUUUAAAAAGCAUGUAAAUCGAAUAACUUUUUUUUUAAAUUACUAUAACUUAGCCCGACUUUAAGCUAUCGUUUUGAAACCAGUUUUUAUUUGUAGAGUAAUUGUUGCUUUUUGAAAGUGUAUGAAACGGUUUUGGUCUAACUCGAUCCAUGUCGAUUGUAUCAGCUCCGAAAGUCAAUUUUUCACUUUUUUCAUUUAUUUUUUGUUAACAGUGAAGAAACGGUUCAUCUUACAAAAAAUAUGCAUAGGACCAAUCUUUUAGAAAAUUUUGUCCUCUACAAAAUUGCUCAUGACACUUAUAUUGCUAAAGUGCACGGUUCAUGAGAUACAUGCAUUUUAACAUUUUACAGUAAAAAAGAUUAGUACUAUAGUAAGCUUACAAUUUUUUGUACUGUAAAAUUGUGUCCGCUAAAAAAAAAAUGUUCGUUUUAAAUGAAGCACCCUAAUAUACACCCUUUUGAUGGAGGAUUAAUCAAUUUUAAUAACCACAAUUAAGAAAUAAUAAAUGCUUUAUUGAAUCGUUAUUUUAAAAAAUAUUUACGUACACGCUCCGAUUUCGUUGAGGCUUUUUUUUUUUAAUUACAAUAGAAUAGAAUCACUCAGUUAUUACUAAUCCAUUUGAUAUUUUGAUAAAGAAAAAUGUAACAAUAACGCGGAUCCAAUUAUUAUUUUUUUUUUUUUUCAAUAGUCGCAAGUUUAUUAUUUAUAAACAAAAAAAAAAGUUAAACAUUUUUUAAAUUUAUAAUAUCACAAAAAAUUGCUGGCCAAGUAUAUUAAUGCAGCCGAUAUAUUUAAUAUAUUUUUUUCGUUCAUGACAAUUAAAGAUCACAAUUUAAUCACAAAUAAUAUUAUUAAUUAAUAUAUUUAGAUAAAUAUAUAGUUUUAAUCUCACAAACUGAGUUAAAGAGCAAUGUAAAAAUAUAUAUAUUAUAUAAAAAGUAUAAAAAAAAAAAAUAUAUAUAUAUAUAUAUAUAUAUAUAUAUAUUUUUUUUCCAAAUGAAAUAUUAAAAUUUUUUUACUACCGAUUGAUAUAAAUUUGUUGAUAAAAGUCUGACGAUCAUUAGUGUCUUUGAGCGUGAGUUUCACCCACCAUAAUUGUUUGUAAGAAAAUAUUACUCUAAUAAUAUAAUAGUUAGAUUAUUAUGAUAAUUAACUACAGUUACUUAUCACAAACACCGACAAACAAUUUCUUCUUGAAAGAUUAAAUUCAUUUCAUCGUCAUAUAUAGUUAAUAUAUAUAAAUAUAUAUAUUAGGGUGGCCCAAAAAAACCGACUAUUUUUUUUUUCGAGUCUCUUAUAAAAAUUUGUUGGUUUAAGAUGUUUUAAGAGGCCUCUCCAAAAAUCAGCUCGAUAAAAAAUUUUCAAGAGGUCGCUCGCGAAUUUUGAAAAUAUAAAAAAUUAUUGGAAUUAGGGUUUUUUGUUUAUAAAUUUUUUUCUUCCUCGUGGCAGCAAUAUUUUAUAUCUUUAAAAUGUGACUAU
This is a messenger RNA of Microplitis mediator, 3954 nucleotides long. Its product is annotated as serine/threonine-protein kinase 32A. Lineage: Eukaryota; Metazoa; Arthropoda; Insecta; Hymenoptera; Braconidae. The transcript has 10 exons. The record is from RefSeq and is a predicted model, not a curated record. Gene Ontology annotation, biological process: protein phosphorylation; regulation of signal transduction; G protein-coupled receptor signaling pathway. The coding region runs from base 773 to 2218 and encodes 481 amino acids. Gene Ontology annotation, molecular function: G protein-coupled receptor binding; G protein-coupled receptor kinase activity; ATP binding.